UUAUAAAGUAUUAGUAUCGUGCAUAAAAAAUUAAAUCUCAUGUUAAAAUACUAGUGGUUUUAAACAGUGUUUGUGGUUUUUUUAUUGUUUCAAAUUUGGAAUCGUUUUGCUCAAGUGACGAAUGAUAUGCCAAGAUGACGCUGUCCAACAGCCGUCAGCAAUUCUUGGCGUACGAGUCGCACGGCGCUGAUGACAUCCAAUAUGGAAGAAAGGGCGGAAUGUUCGUUUCUACAUGCGUAUGCGUCAGUUUGGUGAUCUUAUCAGUCAUCGUAGCUGCCCUAGUUGGCGUUUUAGUAUACUUCAUAACUUAUUUUAAGAUCUCUCAUGGCCAAACAACAGAAUUCUGGGAUGAAACAGAGCCCUUUGGCCUGGCGAACUCACCAUCUCCAGACCUUAGGCUCCCUUCCAGUGUGGUACCGAGUUUCUAUAGAUUAAAACUUACCACAGACUUGGAGAAUUCAAAUUUCUCGGGUGAAGUGUAUAUAACGAUCAGGGCCAAUCAGAGAGUUAAGGAGAUAAUAUUGCACUCCAAAAACCUCAGUAUUAAUGCAGACGCUAAACUCACAGAGCAAAUAUAUGAGAAAUUUGAUGUAUUACUUGGUAGAUCAAAACGAGAUAUCAGUGAGAAUAUUACUGUUCCAUUAGUAGAUAAUGUUACUAGUACAGUUGUAGAGAAUAUUACAGAAUCUAGUACGAGAAAUGAAACUACUGAAAAUGGAACAAUUGUUACUGAAACACCUAUAUCUAUAGAGCCUGACACUACUCAUGUAACAGAGACAACUCCAAUGACACCUAUAGACACCCAAAUAACUCAUAGUACGGUCCGGAAUAUUAAAAUCCUGUCAAUAACAGAAAGUACUGGAGACAGGCUAAUUCUGACAUUAGCUUCAUCUCUCACACCUAAUGUGGAUUAUACACUGCAGUUAUCAUUUAAAGGAGAUAUUUCGAAUUCAUUAACUGGUUUCUACAAAAGCACAUACACAAACAGUCAACAGGAAGUCAAAAAAUUAGGUGCUACCCAGUUUGAACCAACUUCAGCCAGAGCUGCGUUCCCAUGUUUCGACGAGCCGGCAUUCAAAGCGAAAUUCGAAAUAAGCAUUGCACAUCCAACAAAUAUUACAGCUCUGUCCAACAUGAAAGUUAUCAAUGAAGAACCAAUCACUGAGAGACCAGGGUGGCAAUGGACACACUUCGACAGGUCCGUCAACAUGUCCACAUACCUUGUUGCUUACAUAUUAUCAGACUUCAAAUCACUGAAUACCACUUACCUAAGUAAAGACAACAUAACCAAACCAAUCAGGGUAUGGACCAGACCAGAACUGAUAGAUAAAGCUAAAUACGCUAUUAGCAUUACGCCCAAACUGUUGGAUUAUUAUGAAGACCUCUUCGGAGUUCCAUAUGCAUUAGAUAAGCUAGAUCUAAUAGCGAUACCGGAUUUCUCGAGUGGUGCCAUGGAAAAUUGGGGCCUAAUCACUUUUAGGGAAACAACACUCCUCUUCGACGAGAAGGAAGGUGUACCUCGCGACAAGCAGAAUGUGGCCAUUGAUAUCGCCCAUGAACUGGCUCACCAGUGGUUCGGAAAUCUGGUCACCAUGCGGUGGUGGACCGAUCUGUGGCUCAACGAGGGCUUCGCCACAUAUGUGGAGUACGUCGGGGUUGAUCGCAUUGAACCAAGUUGGAAUAUGCUAGAGUCAUUGACUCGAGACAAAAUGGACCUGCUAAGGUCUGACGCACUGAAGAACACAUCACCUGUAUCCAGGAAAGUCAUUGAUGCAUCGGAAAUAUCGCAGAAGUUCGACGAGAUAUCGUACACUAAAGGGAGCAACUUGAUUCGUAUGCUGAACCACACAAUCACCGAAGACCUGUUCCAUAAAGGACUAGUUAUUUACCUUAAUGAUUGGAAAUACACGAACGCCGAAGAAAAUGACCUAUGGGCCGCUAUGUCAAAAGCUACCGCCGCCCUCCCGGAUUUCAAGGAGUUGUCUCUGGUAAAGUUCAUGAACAGCUGGACUCGCCAAGCCGGGUAUCCGGUCGUCAACGUCAUACGGAACUACGAGACUGGGGAAGUGGAAUUUCAACAGAGGCUAUUCACAAGUACCAAAGAACCGUACCAAAACAUGGUGGAUCAGUUAUGGCAUAUCCCCAUCAGCUAUACCGCGCUCACUACAGCUGCUCGCAAUGAAUGGAGCGCCCAGCCCAAGUUAUGGCUCAGCGAGCGUGCUAAAACUGUCAUCCUACCUGUUAACCAAAGUCAAGCUUUAUAUAUCAACGUAGACGCUGUUGGUUAUUACCGUGUGAAUUACGACAAAAAGAAUUGGGAGUUACUCAGCAAAGCGCUGAAGUCUGGGCACGUGAACUCGCCGAUAACAAAGGCACAACUCAUUGAUGAUGCCUUCAAUUUGGCUAAAGCCGCUCAACUGAACUAUAGCUACGCGUUGGGUCUCACCACCUGUGUCAUAGAUGGAGAGGAUGCCAAGAUUGUUUGGGACCUACUCUUGAAUAAUAUGGGAUUUUUGAGACACAACUUGAAGGCCACUUCAGGAUUUAUUUACUUUCAGGAUUACAUGAGGCUAAUAUUGAAGACUCAGCUAGAAAGACUAAAUUAUGGACUAGAGAAACCAAAGAACGAUAAUGAGGCAUUCCUUAUUGAGAAUUUGGUGAUGUGGGAGUGCUUCGUCGAAUCACCUAGGUGUUUGCGGUGGGCGAGGGAUGAGUUUAAUAAAUGGGCAAAUCAAACAGACAUUAAUAAUAAUCCUAUACCAAGCUACCUUCGUUCGCUAGUGUACAACAUUGUACUAAAACAUGGUGGUCGCGAGGAGUUCGAAUUCCUCUGGAACGUGUUCCUGAACUCCACCGAUCCCACUGUCAAGAGUAUCGUCAUCAACAACCUGCCGAGUACCAGCAGGGAGGGGCUCAUCACUAUGUUGCUGGAGAAGAGUAUAACGGAGAUCCCGAAGCAGUACGCCAUCGCGGCGUGGACCGUAGAAGCUCCACUGGGUACCAGACUGGCGCAGGACUUCCUCAUCAACAACUUCCGGCGCGUCUACGACAGAUUCACAGCAAUGGAUCCCUUCAUGUUCCCCACGGUGCUCAGCGGAGCCUUCGGGUUCAUAUCCAAUAUUGAUGAACUCAAUAAGCUGAAAUCAUUCGCAAUGCAACACAAAGAAGAGUUGUUGCCGAUGUCGCAGACCUUACAGAAGUUGAUCGACGCGGCGACGCUACGCAUUGAGUGGAUCAAGCGCUACUCCGCUGACAUCAAUCGCUGGUUCCAAGAUUAUGUUACUAGCAAAUCAUCACCAGUCCCCGUUACAAACGUCACAACGCCAGUUCCAUACAGUCCUAACAACGCAACAGGAGGGUUGAACAUCACAGAAGUAAUCACCACGAAUAUUCCAGAAGAUACGCCUCAAAAUACUACUAGUCUAUAAUUAAAAUCUUUCCAGUAUGGUCAACAGCGAAAAUCGUAUCCCAGUGAACCGUAUCACCAUGUAAUAAGGUUCGUAUGUCGACCGCGCAUCAUUCGUUUAACUCGCUGCUGACUGUACGUAUCUUUCGUUACUUGUACAAGACAAAACUUAGUGAAAUGUGUAAAUGAUUCUACUUAUUUUUUUAAAUUUUGAAUAAUUGUAAAUAAUAUUUGUUGUAAUUUUGUAUAAUGGAAAUUCGUUGUGUUCUAUUAAUAAUGUAUAAAAGUCUAUGUGUAAUCGGUGUCGCGAAUUUUCGACGUACGAUUUUUUACGCGCGUUUUUUUAAUCAGGCAUUUCAUUUGAUUUCUACGUAUCGAAUCGUACGAUCAAAAUUGGCAACGCUAGUACAUUAAAAAUUAAAAAGACCAUAGACAACUUUGGUAUAAUAUUAAUCAGUGUUGCCAGAUAUACUGAUUUUGUUACUACAUCACAAUAUGUUAAAAUAUUUACGUAUUUACACAGUAAUCUGGCCAUUGCAAUAAUCAAGCAAUAAUUCUAAUUCCGUUCUAUGUACAGUCACCACCAAAAUAUUAUUAACACACACAAAUUAACAAAUUGUUUAUACACUGUUACAGAUGUAAAUCGUUGACCAAAUUGAACUAAUUUUGAUACAUUGAUCUCAUA
Molecule: messenger RNA, 4091 nt
Organism: Achroia grisella
Lineage: Eukaryota; Metazoa; Arthropoda; Insecta; Lepidoptera; Pyralidae
Product: aminopeptidase N-like
Exons: 15
Coding region: 135-3428 (1097 amino acids)
Biological process (GO): peptide catabolic process; proteolysis
Cellular component (GO): cytoplasm
Molecular function (GO): peptide binding; zinc ion binding; metalloaminopeptidase activity
Source: RefSeq, a predicted model, not a curated record